Molecule: messenger RNA, 1100 nt
Organism: Passer domesticus (house sparrow)
Lineage: Eukaryota; Metazoa; Chordata; Aves; Passeriformes; Passeridae
Product: cytochrome P450 2G1-like
Biological process (GO): xenobiotic metabolic process; epoxygenase P450 pathway
Cellular component (GO): cytoplasm; intracellular membrane-bounded organelle
Molecular function (GO): heme binding; oxidoreductase activity, acting on paired donors, with incorporation or reduction of molecular oxygen, reduced flavin or flavoprotein as one donor, and incorporation of one atom of oxygen; arachidonate epoxygenase activity
Source: RefSeq, a predicted model, not a curated record
CUGUCCCCUCCCCUUGCGCCACCUCCCGCCCUUUAAACCCGCUGUCCCCUCUCUGUCCCCCUCGCUGUCCCUCUGUCCCUCUGUCCCUCUGUCCCGCUGUCCCCCGGUGCCACCAUGUCGCCGCUGCUGGUGGCGCUGCUGGCUGUGGCGCUGUCGCUGCUGUCGCUGCUGUCGCCCGGUGCCACCGCGCCGCCGCUGCUGGUGGCGCUGCUGGUGGCGCUGUCGCUGCUGUCGCUGCUGUCGCGACAUCGCGCGGUGGCCGCGCGCCUCCCGCCGGGCCCGCCCGCGCUGCCGCUGCUCGGCAACCUGCUGCAGCUCUCGCCCUUCCGCACGCUGCACUCGCUGCUCAAGCUGCGCGAGCGCUACGGGCCAGUGUUCACAGUGUGGCUGGGCCCGCGGCCCGUGGUGGUGCUGUGCGGGACCGAGGCCGUGCGCGAGGCGCUCGUGGGGAACCCCGAGGCGUUCGCGGGGCGCGGGCGCGUUCCCACCCUCGAGAGCACCUUCAGGGGAUACGGCGUGGUUUUCUCGGACGGGGAGCGCUGGCGGCAGCUCCGGCGCUUUUCCCUGACGGUGCUGCGGGAUUUCGGGAUGGGGCGCCGCAGCGUCGAGAGCCGCAUCCAGGAGGAGGCGCAGGAGCUGCUCCGCGCCCUCCUGCACGCCAAAGGCGAGCCCUUGGACCCCACGUUCCUGCUGAGCAGCGCCGUGUCCAACGUCAUCUGCUCCAUCGUCUUCGGGAAGCGCUUCGCGUACGACGACGCCGAGUUCCGGGAGCUGCUGCGCCUCAUGAACGACACCUUCCGCCAGAUGAGCACGCCCUGGGCCCAGCUGUACGACAUGGCCGAGUCGCUGCUGUGGUUCGUGCCGGGCCCUCACCGGCGCAUCCCGCGGCACCUGGCGAGGAUGAGGAGUUCUGGGGUGGUUUUGGGGUGAUUUCGGGUGGUUUUGGGGUGAUUUGGGGUGAUUUUGGGUGGUUUUGGUGUCAUUUUUGAGGUGUUUCAGGGCUGAUUUUGGGGUGGUUUUGGGAUGAUUUCGGGGUGUGGUUUGGGGAUGGUUUUGGGGUCAUUUCUGAGGAAUUUUUGGAGAGUUUUUUGGGGAGGUUU